UUGUUAUUUUCCUUCUUGGUCCCGCCGGAAUGUUGGCCACCACCCUUCGACACGGGCUCCGCGUGCCUGUGGGCCUUAAUGAGCUUCCCAAGCCCUAAAAGCAGCAGGAGCGGGGUGUGCGCGCAGCCUGGAGGUCGGCAGGAUGGGGAACCAUACAUCAUCAUCUUUGGGGAAGUCAGAAACUACUCCUGUGAACCAAAUCCAAGAAACCAUUUCUGAUAAUUGUGUGGUGAUUUUCUCAAAAACAUCCUGUUCUUACUGUACAAUGGCAAAAAAUAUUUUCCGUGACAUGAAUGUUAAUUAUAAAGCAGUGGAAUUGGACAUGCUUGAAUAUGGGAGCCAGUUUCAAGAUGCUCUUUAUAAAAUGACUGGAGAAAGAACUGUUCCAAGAAUAUUUGUCAAUGGAACUUUUAUUGGAGGUGCAACUGAUACUCAUAGGCUUCAUAAAGAAGGGAAGUUGCUACCACUAGUUCAUCAAUGUUAUUUAAAAAAGAAGAGAGAAUUUCAGUAAUGUAGGUACUUACCAUGACUAGUAAAUGUUAAUGUGAUAAUACCUGAUAAUGCCUUUUAAAUAUUUGAGGAUGUUUUAAAUGUGAAUUAUCUUCAUGAUUAAAAAUAAUGAAAAAUAAAUGGUUGUGGACACCUCAUCUUCUUACUUGCCAAUUCUUGAGCAAGAGAUGAUAUUUAUAACCAAAGGGGUAGUUAUAUCAUAAGAAUGCAUUUAAUUAGGAAUUUAUAUAUGAAUUUUACAGCCAAGAGCUAGGAGUUAAGCAUUUGAAAUUAUUCCCUAUAGCAUUCAGGAGUUAACUCCUUACCUUGUGUAGCUUUCAGUAGUAAGRACUGAUGUGAGUUUCUUUCAAAUUUAAGGUUCUCAUUAAUAACAGUUGUGAAUCAGGUAGGGAUAUCUUCUACCAUAUUGUGUAAAGCCUUCACAUUCUACUUCUAGAGCAAUGUAUGUCUUAUACAUUAAAAUUCAUAGAAUGGAAUGAAUUUUACCUUGGGGAAACCAAAUGACUCAUUUAGUGACUUGAUAGUUCCAGGGAACAAAAAUUGAAAUGGAGGAAGAUUUCAGCAUUGUAUAAAGAUGAACUUUUGAAAACAGUUCACAAGUGAACCCAGGGGCACUUUACUUUUGAGUUACAUCCCUAGUUUUUUAGUUUUUAUUUUGAGACAAGGUUUUGUUAAAUUGUCUAGGCUGGCCUCAAACUUGAAUCAUCCUGCCUCAGGCUCCCUAGUUCCAGGAAUUAAACGUAUGUGCCAAUGUACCUGGCUCUUGAUUUUAAAUACAGAACUAAUUAUCCAAAUACUUGAAGUUUUGGUGAGUAUAUUCUGAUGCAACUUGUUCUCACUCUUUGGUAUUAUUCUAUACCUCAGACCUGAUAACUUUUAUGGAAAGUUUUACAGGGAUUGAGAUAAUUUCUUUAAAUUGACACUGACACAAAAUGU
Molecule: messenger RNA, 1446 nt
Organism: Urocitellus parryii (Arctic ground squirrel)
Lineage: Eukaryota; Metazoa; Chordata; Mammalia; Rodentia; Sciuridae
Gene: Glrx2
Product: glutaredoxin 2
Cellular component (GO): mitochondrion
Molecular function (GO): protein-disulfide reductase activity
Source: RefSeq, a predicted model, not a curated record